Symbiodinium sp. CCMP2592 is the source of this 4020-nucleotide messenger RNA. The record is from the annotation of a GenBank genome assembly. Lineage: Eukaryota; Dinophyceae; Suessiales; Symbiodiniaceae.
AUGGAGGAGCCCGAAGACGCGCCCGGAGAAGAACAAAGGAAAGUGAAUGUUCCUUUGGGGCCGUCUCAGCCCACCGCGAGGGAGAUCGCGGAACACGAAGCAAGUGGACACGCGGUCCACAGGAGCUGGUGCGUGCACUGCACGCGCGCCAGGGGGAAAGUGCAAAGCCAUCCGAGAACGGAUCGUUCUGGAGAGGGCGAGGUGCCAGCCCUCCAUGCUGACUACUUCUUUCUGGGUAGCAGCAAGGAACGUGAUGAUAUCAUGCCACAUCUGGUGGUACGGUGUGACAGAACCAGGAGAACGUGGGCAACAGCGUUGCCACAGAAGGGCGUGACGCCUUUCAGCACGAACUGGUUUUGUUCUAUCGUGCGGGAAGCCGGUUGGAAGCGCAUGGUGUUGUUUUCGGAUAACGAGCCGGCGCUCGUUGCACUGAAGCAAGCAGUGGUGGAAAACAUGAAGGACGUGGAGAUCACUCUGAAGGAGUCUCCGACCUCGACUGAUGAAGAGAACGCGCCGAGCAAUGGCAUUGCUGAGUCAGCUGUUCGGGAAGUUAAGCGAAUGAUCAGGGCUAUACUCUCGGACCUCGAGAGCAAGCUCAAGUUCAAAGUGGACCCGAACCACAGUGUGCUAACCUGGAUAGCCAGACACGCGGCGUUCCUUCUGACAAGGUUCAGAAUUGGAGAUGAUGGAAAGAGUGCUUACCAACGUGCUGUUGGAAGAGAGUGGAGAAGGCCGACAGUGGUGUUUGGGGAACAGAUCCUGUUCAAGCCUGUGGGUGCCAUGGGCAAGAAGAGGAGUUCACCUUUGGAGCCACGAGUGGCCAUGGGACGCUAUGUGGGUACAGCGAGCAGGAACGCGGACCUCCUCGUGAUGACGCCCACUGGUGUUGUGAAAGGACACUCUUUACACCGAAGGCCGGAGGAAGACCGUUGGUCGAAGGAUGGGUUCGACCAGUUGAGAGGUUUGCCGUGGAAGUGGACCAACCCAGUUGAGCGAGCACCGCCCAACCGAGUGGACAUGCCCGAGCUUGUUGGUGAACAGCCUGUUCCUGAUCCUAAAGAAUAUAGGGCGAGGAACCUCUACGUGCUCAAGAGCGACUUGGAGAAGUAUGGCUACACCACUUUGUGUCCAGGGUGUGAAGCGCUGAUGCUGGGACUGCCACAAAGGAGCCACAACCCAGAGUGUCGGCUCCGCAUCCAAAGGCACCUCGUUGAAACCGAGGAAGGAAAGCAAAGAGUGCAGAGAGCACUCGACAGACAAGAGAAAGACUACUCCACGAAAGCGCGGAAGAAGCGAAAGGCCGAAGAUCAACCCGUUUUGGAAGGUCAGCCUGCUGAUGGCGAAAUCGCUGCUGAAGAAGCAGCCGGUGCGCCACUUGAGCGCCCUAGCCAGUUGCAGGACGACAGCUCUGCGCAGCGAACCCAGAAGCGCGAGGCAGAGCAACACGUCGAAGAUCUUUACAGGGAAGAGCAGGAAACUGACGAGCCCGAGAUCGUCAGAGCGAACCUCCAAGGUGGAAGCUCAGGUUCUGGAGGAGAGAACACCGACCUGUCUUACAAGCAGGUGGAGGAAGCUCAAAUGGAUGAUGUGAGUCAUCUAGAGAAGGAGUUCCACUCAAGAGGGAUGCAGUGUACGAGGAAGCAAGCAGAGGAGAUAUCCAGCCUAGUUGGUUCACUAGGCGUGGACGUCAAAGCCUCUGUCCCUCUGAACGAGGGACUGUGUCUCAGCGUUGAAGACAAAGGCUGGAAGCUCCAGAAGCAGGACGAAGUGGAAGCUUUGCACAAAAGGCUGGAGGCUGAAAAGCCGACGUUACUCGUGGGACUACCGCCUGAUGGUCCGUUUGCGGGAGUGCAGAGAAGCUACAACUCCCUCCAGAAGGCGAAGAAAGAAAAGGAGAAAGAAGUGCUGGAAGCAGGGAGGAAACAAGUGAGGACCUGCGUUGAAGCAUAUCAGUACCAACUGGGACAGCAGAAGUACUACCUUCAAGAGUGCCCCAAGGGAGCAAAGUCUUGGGAGCACACUCAGUACCAGCCUAUGUGGACUGUGGACAACAGCGGAGGAAAUCUCCAAGGAGCGAACUUCAAGAAGAAGACCCGCUGGAUCACGAACUCCGCUGCCCUAGCUGCAGCAUUGAGAAAGGUGUGUACGCAAGGAGCGAAAGAAAGAGUUUGGCAAAGAGACCUCACGUUUGAGGAGGGGAAGGUUGCAGCAAAGCUGCGCUAUCCUCCUAAGUUAGCUCACGCGAUUGCCAAGGGCAUUCGAGCGCAGUUGGUGCUCGACGGUGAACUUCAAGCAAUCGGUUCUGUGGCUGGACCCGAUCCACACGAAGAGCCGAACUUCGAAGAGCACCACUACGACACCCUGCCGCGAGCAGAUGAGCUAUACGUGAAGACUCCGGUGAUCGAUGCGAACACCGGUGCCGAGCUCGACCCGUCGAAAGUUGCAAAGGCACGCCUAACGGAACUUGAAUGGGUCAAGAAGCAAAACGUAUACACCAAAGUAGACGAAACAACCUGCUGGCAAGAAACUGGAAGACCGCCCAUUACCCUCAAAUGGGUCGAUCGAAAUAAGGGAGACAACGUCAACGAAAACUACAGGAGCCGACUUGUAGUCCGUGAAGUGAAGUCUCAGGGUCAGGCAGCGUUGCUGCCAGAACACGCACUUUUCAGCUCGAUGCCGCCACUCGAGGCAGUAAAGCUGUUGUGUUCACUAAUGACCACUUUGCGCGUUUCGCGCAGAGGAGCCAAGUUGUCGUUGCGGUUGAUUGACAUCAGCCGUGCCCACUUCUAUGGUCGUGCCACUAGACGCGUUUUUGUGACCCUUCCAGAGGGUGAUGAGUCUGAGGGCAAGUGUGCACUCUUACUCAAAACAAUGUAUGGGACGCGCGAUGCGUCGAGUACGUGGCAGCGAGACUAUAGCGAGCUCAUGAGGAAAUAUGAGUUCGUCGCAGGCAAAGCUUGGCCAUGCAUCUUUUACUGCGAAAAAGAAGACAUCCGACUGCUAGUCCAUGGAGAUGAUUUCUUUUGCUUGGCAGAUGAUGAAGGCCAUGCCUACCUAGACAAAGCCUUGACAGAGCGCUACGAGUAUCGAUGUGAUGGUCACAUCGGACCGAACCAUGGGGAACAGAUGGUCGUACUGAAUCGUCUCAUCUGCUACAACAAGGAGACUGGGACAGUCACCUACGAAGCAGACCCCAGACACGUGGAAGCUCUGGUGAGAGAACUUAGCCUAGAGUCAGCAAAGCCAGCUAAAACUCCUGCCGAGAAGAAGAAGCAAGGAGAGGUUGUAAAGGCACUUGAAAUGCCACCAAUGAACGACGCGAUGCAAAGAAGCUAUCGCUCGAUAACCAUGCGAGCCGCAUUUUUGGCCCAAGAUAGGCCAGAUAUCGCCGAAGCCACCAAAAGUCUUGCCAGACAUAUGAAGGCUCCGAACGAAGCCUCAUGGUCAGACCUAAAAAGGCUCGGGAGAUAUCUUCGCGGGAAGCCAAGGUUGGUGUUUGAAUACCACCAACAACGGUUCCAGAAAGACCUUACCGUUUUCUGUGAUUCAGACCACGCUGGCUGUCUCAUCACGCGGAGGUCGACAACGGGAAUCGUUACCAUGCAUGGAUCACAUUGCAUCAAGCACAGCUCCAACGUGCAGACUACCGUGAGUCUAUCGUCUGGAGAAAGCGAGUUCUAUGCAAUAGUGAAAGCUGGAGCAGUAGGCCUAAGCCAACAGGCGCUGCUAUCAGAUUGGGGCAUCAAAGUGAACCUAAGAGUUCUGAGCGACAGUAGUGCGGCAAGAGGAACUUGCUCAAGACAAGGUCUCGGACAGACGAGACAUGUGCAAACAAGAUAUCUGUGGGUUCAAGAAAAGGUUGCAAGGAACGAGCUCAAGCUCGAGAGAGUUGCCACCGACAAGAACCUUGCGGAUAUAUGCACAAAGCCGUUACCGGAGGCUGCAGUCGAGAAGCACCUACGCACAAUGGGGCUGAAGCACUACGACAAAAGAGCUCAAGGAGGAAAGAAGCUUGUGUGA